UACACCGGGAAAUCUAUUUCAAGCCGCACUUCGUACACGCACGUACGUACGCACACACAUACAUACAUAUAUAGAUCUGUAUGUAUGUAAAAUCAGCCGGUUGUAUUUAUUUCACACGAAAUACUCUCAAGAUUUGCACUGUUUAUAAAGAGAUGUUUACUUCCAGCCGCUUCCAGUGAUGUUAGACACGUGCCCCUUCGUGCUGGGUUCAUCGCAGGAUUAUUUAAACUAUUAUUAUUAUGAUCGUGGUGUAGAUGUGAUUUUUCUGUAGAAAAAAACAUGAAAAUAAAUUGGGACAGAGCACCACCAGAUGCCAAAGAACUGCAGCAUUUCUUUACAGAGGAAAGUUUUAAGGAAUGGUCUGCUCCAUGUGACUUGACAGAUAAAAUUGUAACAAAGUUCAAAGAACUUGGUUCAUUCCAUGAAUUUUAUUGGCAGAAAGCCAACGCUGUUGAUUCCAGUAAAUUGGUUAAUGCUGAUGUUUAUUGUGAGCAGUCCCAGAAGCCAUCCGGUGCUGUGCAGUUGGCUUGUAACACCAACCAAAUGACUAAGGUUCAAUCUGCAGCAGAUGCACUUCAAAGUACUUGUCAGAAAACCGACAUUUCACCUGUCAAAUCUCAAAAUGUAGAACUUCUUCACCACAAAGAUUGGCACGUCCCUUACCCAAGGAUUUCAUGGUUCACCAAAUCCGAACAAGCAUUUUAUGUCCAACAUUUCCUGUAUUUCAAGAACCACAAAAAACUCGAUGAUAAGGCCCUUUCCAAAUAUACUGAAUUAGCUAAAAUGCAUCAGAGAGUCCAUCUCGAACAAGAGGAAUUCAUGGAUUAUUUGAAGCUGGUCAGUCUGAAGUUUAAAGAACACUAUGCAUUCUUGCCACCUGUGGCACAAAGAUACAUGCAGGAGAAAUAUGAGGUUGAUCUUGCCCGUCUCCAUUCCUGUGAUCAGUUUUACAUAACUUUCGACAAAGUUCCAAUAUUUUCCAACAAGGUGACAAGUCAUAAAUUUUGUGACAGUAAAACUGUGCUUGAAAUGGGAAAUGUUCCAGCCUGUUUGCUGACAAACAAAAAGAAUAAACCUAAAACAGUUUUAGAUUAUAAACAUCUGACAUCACGUUAUCCAAUCCACCAGAAGACACCAGGUAAACAUGAUUCCAGUUGGUGCCACCAGGUUUGCAGUGAGGACCAAAAUGCUGAAGAAUUAGCCAAGAAAUACCAAUGUGAUAUUGUCGUUUCAUCAAGUGUUUUGAAUUGUCUUGUGAGAAACCAUUCCCCUGGUUUCAAGAACAAUUGGGACAUUUCUGUCAUCAUAAAGAAUUACAACCUGCCAGGACCCGAGGGGGAAUUCCAGCACAAAGUUGUCUACUUGAAUAAACCCUUUUAUCACUCAUUAAACACUCGUGAAAUAAACUCGAGGUUUCACAAGAUCUCACUUGCAAGUAAAAUUCUAUAUCCACAUCAUAUGACAUGUUUUUCUUUUAAUUCUUGCAACGGAGAUAACAGCGAUGUUGAUGUUGAUGUAACAGAAUUGGAAACGUUUGGCAUUGGCCAAUCUGUAAAGAAAACCUACGAGAAAGACAAACGCAAAGAACCACAAACACAAAGUACUUUGGCUCAAUCCUCUAACGACAAAACUACUGAAACUGCCCAGAAUCUGUCUCCUACGAAGACUUUACCUCUUAAUAAAGAUUUAAAAACCACAAACGAAAUCAGUGGAAGUUCAUCUGCAAUUUCCUCAGAGAAAGCAGUUCAUUUAGAAAUAUCUGAACCCCUUACAGAUCAUUUGGUUUCUCCUAGCAAAGAUUGUUGCAGUUUUACUUCCACUUCUACCGACAGGAGACACCCACUGGUGCCAGCCUGUCAUUACUUUCCAGAAGAAUCUACAUCAGCGUCUGAAGACAGUGAUCAUUCUUCUCACUUGAUCAUAAUUACCGACGACAACACAGAUUUGGAUAAAAGUAUUGACAAGACCAAAUGUGGGGAGAUGGCUGAUGCUGUAUCUAAGAUUAUUUCAGAUUCCUGUAUUUCGGUAAGAAAAACUGUGAGUGCAACACAGACGUCAGCAGUUACAGUCAUACCACCACCACCAUCAUUAUCGACAUUACCAGUGCAAGAAGACAUUGCAGAGAUACCACUCCAAGACGCUCUAGAUACACCACUUCAAGACAGUGUGGAGACAUCACUGCAAAACAUUGUGGAAACAUCACUUCAAGAUAGUGUGGGUGCAGCGCAGAAAGACACUGUGGAGAUAGUGCUGCAAGAGUCUGUAGAAGUACCACUCCAAGAUAGUGUGGAGACACUACAAGACACUAAUGAGGCACCACUACAAGAUUCUGUAGAGACUCUGUUGGAAGACACUGGGAAGAUAUCACUACAAGACAGUGUGGCGAUACCACUUCAAGACAUGACAAAGGCACUUCUACAAGACAGUGAAGAAGCUUCUUUGCAAGAUAGUAUGGAAACACCGUUCCAAGACACAGCUGAAACACUGCUCCAAGAUGCUGCAGAGACACCUCUGCAAGAUUCUGUGGAUGCACCACCACAUGACCUUGUACAGACAUCACUACAAGACAGUAUGGAGACACCACUGCAAGACAUAAGUGAGACACCAUUCCAAGACCUCACAGAACCACCUGUGAAAGACACGCCAUCAUCACCUGACAGCAGUGAAAGAUCUUAUCUUCAUAGUUUGCCAUUUCUGGAGAAAGAAAUGAAAAUUAUUCCCACAGAAUCUGAUGGCAAUGUGUUUGUCUUCCAAGAUGUUCCCAAACAGAAUUCUUCUCCUGUUAAAUCCAUGUUAACGAGUGUACCUGAUGAACCUUCACAGUUCUCCCAUCCUAUAAGAAAUGACAAUAUUUCCUAUACUGUUUGGAAUUUUGGUGAACUUAGAAUCUUGGUUCGCUCCAGGUAUCACGCAGUGAAAAGCAAAAACAAACAGAAGAAGACUUUUCUUCAUCUUUUACCGAAGUUGGAAUAUCAAAGCAAGUGUGGUUAUGAAGAGACAACCCAAGACGAACUGAGCAAAAUGUGGAUUUCUUCUCUUAUUAGAAAAGAAAUUCCAGUUUUGAAAGUUCGGAUUGAUGCUUUUACUUCAGAAAUAUUGAUGUAUGAAACAUGCAAUUUCCAGAAAAUUCUGCAGAAAUUCAAUCCUGUCCAUUGCAAUACAUUUCUCUACAACAUUUUCUGCAAAUUUCACAGUUUAAAAUCUUCAAGAUAUCUGCUGAGUCAUUGUGCUGGAGAGACCAGUUGUAUAAUAAGCGAAGCUGUUUCAAAUCGUCAUACCAUAUUAAAUUGCUCUGACCUCUACCAGAAAUACUCCAAGAAUAUCAAUGCUGCACACCCACUCAAUGUGCCAUGGAUUCCACUUGAUACACAACUGUUGACACCUUAUCAUAUUAGUAAUGGACGGAUCCCGGCAACAUUUAAUCCGAAAGGUAAAAGAAAAUGGAAGAAGAAGAAUGUUGCAACGUCCUCACAAAAAAGUGAGAAGAAAGCAAAGAGGUCCUGAUGUAAAUAUCACGAGAAUAAAAACUAUAAAUUCUCCAACUCAAAACUGUUUACAGAUCAUAACCAACUGAUGAGCACAGGUUUGUGUGGAGCUGGUGACACGGACAGGGUACCUGUGGUAGUGACAUGUAAACGGCACCUGUGCCAGUAAUGCAUUAAAAGUACCCAUGAUGGUGACACAUAGAAGGUACCCUUGCUGGUCACAUGUACAAGCCUACCCGAGCCGGCGAUAUGUAAAAGCAUCCAGUACACUCAGCAGAGUGGUUGGUAUUACAAAGGGCAUCCAGCCAAAACAGACUGGGGUAUGGUGCAACUCUCUGGCUUACCAUCUCUAGCCAAACCGUCUAACCCAUGCCAGCAUAGAAGAUGGACACUAAAUGAUGAGGAUGCAGAAAUGAAGCAAACUAAAAUCAACAACAGCAACAACAACAACGACAACAAGUAACUGAAUCAAUGGUAAAAUCACUUACAUGUGUGUAGGAACAACAACCCCAGACGCCAGUGUUCAUGGCACAACAAGUGUCAUUUUCAGAGCAUGAACUGUUGUCAGGACACAGAGUAUCCUUCACAAGAGGCAGUGCCGCUGCUUCUGAUGGUGCCAAAUUGCCGC
Molecule: messenger RNA, 4113 nt
Organism: Octopus bimaculoides (California two-spot octopus)
Lineage: Eukaryota; Metazoa; Mollusca; Cephalopoda; Octopoda; Octopodidae
Biological process (GO): positive regulation of transcription by RNA polymerase III; snRNA transcription by RNA polymerase III; snRNA transcription by RNA polymerase II
Cellular component (GO): transcription elongation factor complex
Source: RefSeq, a predicted model, not a curated record